Strongylocentrotus purpuratus (purple sea urchin) is the source of this 265-nucleotide messenger RNA. RefSeq names its product syntaxin-binding protein 5-like. The record is from RefSeq and is a predicted model, not a curated record. The coding region runs from base 28 to 255 and encodes 75 amino acids. Gene Ontology annotation, molecular function: GTPase activator activity; myosin II binding; syntaxin binding. Gene Ontology annotation, cellular component: SNARE complex; cytoplasm; plasma membrane. Gene Ontology annotation, biological process: regulation of exocytosis; regulation of protein secretion. NCBI's taxonomy places the organism in Eukaryota, Metazoa, Echinodermata, Echinoidea, Camarodonta, Strongylocentrotidae. The transcript has 2 exons.
GGAACAAUCGUGGAGAAAUUAAGCAAAAUGAAGCGUCUUGUGAGAGUGCUGGACGGGCUCACGGCGGGGGUGGGAUCCAGCUCCUCUCCGAAAGAUUCGGAUGUUGUGGAAUCUCUAUCACAGGAGCACUUCAACAUAUGCAAGGUUGUUCGCCAUGGAUUCCCGUUUGAACCGACCGCCAUGGCAUACGACCCUGUACAGCACAUUCUGGCCGUCGGAUCCAAGAACGGAUCAAUGAGAAUGUAUCCUUUCUAAACUUGUUUAC